UCUUGACUGCUCAAUUCGCCUUCACUCUUUCCGUUCUUCAUCUUAUUGGUCCUGCUAGGUCUCCUCCAUCAUGUCUGCGUCCGGUGUGUACUCAACCGACAAAGCCAGUCUUCGUCAAAGAAGCGACAAGGCUGUAGCUGUAAACGGUGAAAGUGAACUUGAAAUCGAUGCUACCGCUGAAAAACUUGCUCAGCUCGACGACUCGUCUGAACUCUGUGCUUCUUUGGCCAAAUUGGAGCAAAUCGUCGCUCCAAUUUUUUUCACUGCCAUCUCGUUCUUUGUCAGAUUUUACAGAAUCUCUGUCAACGAUGCUGUCGUAUGGGACGAAGCCCAUUUCGGCAAGUUUGGUUCCUACUACUUACGUCACGAGUUCUACCACGAUGUUCAUCCUCCUUUGGGCAAGAUGUUAAUCGGUUUGUCCGGCUACUUGGCUGGCUACAAUGGCUCGUGGGAUUUCCCAUCUGGUGAAAAGUACCCAGACUACAUUGACUAUACCAAGAUGAGACUCUUCAACGCCACGUUUUCUGCCUUGUGUGUUCCCUUGGCUUAUUACACCGGUAAGGAAAUCGGCUUCUCCGUUCUCACGACCUGGUUGUUUACCUUGAUGGUCACGUUGGAGUUGUCGUAUGUCACAUUGGGUAAGUUUAUCUUGUUGGACUCCAUGCUUCUCUUCUUCACCGUAGCCACUGUGUUCUGUUUCCUGCGUUUCAACAACUACAACAACGCUAAGUCCGAGUUCUCGAGAAAGUGGUGGAAAUGGAUCUUAUUGACCGGUUUCUCCAUUGGCUGCACCUGUUCCGUAAAGAUGGUUGGUUUGUUUGUCACCACACUUGUAGGUAUAUACACUGUGGUAGAUCUCUGGAACAAGUUGGGUGAUAAGUCCAUCUCAUGGAAGAAGUACACGCAACACUGGCUUGCCAGAAUCCUUGCGUUAAUUGCUAUCCCCAUUUCCAUCUUCUUACUUUCGUUCAAACUCCACUUUGAUCUCUUGUACAAGUCUGGAACAGGUGACGCCAAUAUGUCGUCGCUUUUCCAAGCCAACUUAGUCGGCUCCGAUGUUGGGGGUGGUCCCAGAGAAAUCUCUAUUGCUCAUUCAGUAAUCACAUUGAAGAACCAAGGCUUGACCGGUGGACUUUUGCAUUCUCAUGUUCAGACUUUCCCAGAAGGUUCCAAGCAGCAACAGGUUACUACCUACGGCCACAAGGAUUCUAAUAACAACUGGGUGUUCCAGAGAUCGAGAGGUGAGACCCCCUAUGAUACCUCUAACAACAACACUGAGAUCGAAUACGUUCUUGACGGCAUGAAGAUCAGAGUAAUGCACCCACAGACUGGAAGAAACUUGCACACUCACGAUAUUCCUGCUCCUGUCACCAAGGGCCACCAUGAAGUAGCCUGCUACGGUAACAUGACCAUUGGUGACUUGAAGGAUAACUGGUUCGUUGAAAUCGUAGAACAGCAGUCUGACGAAGACAAGUUGAGACUUCAUCCUUUGACUACUUCCUUCAGAUUGAAGAAUGAAGUCAUGAACUGUUACUUGGGUGUGACAGGAGUAUCUUUGCCUCAGUGGGGUUUCAGACAAGGUGAAGUUGCCUGCUUCAAGAACCCAUUCAAGAAGGACAAGAGAACAUGGUGGAACAUUGAAAACAACAGAAACGAGAUCUUACCACCUGCUCCCGCUGACUUCAAGUUGCCCAAGACAAAGUUCCUCAAGGACUUUAUCCAGCUUAACGUCGCCAUGAUGGCUACCAACAAUGCUUUGGUUCCUGACUCUGAUAAGCAAGACGACUUGGCUUCUGAGGCAUGGCAAUGGCCUACCUUAAAUGUAGGUAUCAGAAUGUGUAGUUGGGCCAAGGAUAAGGUCAAGUACUUCUUGAUUGGUUCCACAGUUAACACCUGGGCUUCUUCUGUAGGUGUGGUUCUCUUUGCUUUCCUCACUCUCUACUACUUGAUCAGAUGGCAGAGACAGAUUGUCGACUUCCCAGCCAGCGAGCCUAACAAGUUGAAAUUGUUCUUGAUGGGAGGUAUCUACCCAAUGUUCGGCUGGGGUUUACAUUUCAUGCCAUUCGUCAUUAUGGGAAGAGUCACUUACGUCCAUCAUUAUGUGCCAGCGCUCUACUUCGCCUUGAUUGUGUUGUGCUACGAAAUCGAAAGCUUCACUUCUCCUUUGAACAAGGGUGGUUCCGUCAAGAAAUACAUCCGUGGUGCCAUCUAUAUAGCCUGGUACGCUGCUGUUAUUGGUGCUUUCUGGUACUGGAGAUACAUCUCGUGGGGUUUGGAGGGUGCUAAGGAAGACUGGAAGCACUUGGACCUCUUACCAACAUGGAGAAUUUCUGACGACAGAUACCGCUAGGUUUUGCAGUGAAACAAUGAUGAUGCUACCAUUCAUUGUUCUAUUAUUAUAUUUGUUAAUUGCAACUGUAAUGGCUGCGAAUAAAAUUGGAGAUGAUGAAGAUGCACUCAUAUAUAUAGGUAAAGACAUAGAUAUGUGUUUGUACAAUACAGGAUGAUAUCAG
This is a messenger RNA of Scheffersomyces stipitis CBS 6054, 2513 nucleotides long. It is a transcript of the gene PMT2, whose product is annotated as dolichyl-phosphate-mannose-protein mannosyltransferase. The record is from RefSeq and is a predicted model, not a curated record. Bases 71 to 2350 code for a protein of 759 amino acids. Gene Ontology annotation, cellular component: endoplasmic reticulum; membrane. The transcript has a single exon. Lineage: Eukaryota; Fungi; Ascomycota; Pichiomycetes; Serinales; Debaryomycetaceae. Gene Ontology annotation, molecular function: dolichyl-phosphate-mannose-protein mannosyltransferase activity. Gene Ontology annotation, biological process: protein O-linked glycosylation via mannose.